Molecule: messenger RNA, 1688 nt
Organism: Cantharellus anzutake
Lineage: Eukaryota; Fungi; Basidiomycota; Agaricomycetes; Cantharellales; Hydnaceae
Exons: 2
Coding region: 346-1497 (383 amino acids)
Source: RefSeq, a predicted model, not a curated record
GUGCUCAAUAAUUCUGGACCCGGGAAAUGGCACGCACGGCUAUAUGCGUUAAGAUCCGAAAUUUCCGUAAUUCAAGAAACCCUGAGUAGUGUCGAAGGAGAAUUAGCCUUGGCCCAAUGUGGACUCAAUCGUUCCUUGAAUGCCUCUUCUCCCACCCACCGACUACCUGAUCGGCUUCUUGCGGAGAUUUUCCGCCUUGGUGCCCAGACAGGCGACGCACGAGACCAAGAAUAUGCCUUUCUCGCCACUGUUACCUCAGUCUGCCACCACUGGAGAGAAGUCGCUUUGGCUGCUUCAUUCCUCUGGACGCAAAUAGCUAUUAGUGCCGGUCAUUAUGAUCCGCGAAUGAGUGCAUACUUGAAAAGAUCUAAAGUGGCCCCUCUACGACUACAUCUUAUUGUGGACAAUACGUUCAUUAAAUGGAGCAGGGAGAGACUUGGCGAAUGGAUCAAGGAGAUCGAGCCUUAUUUGAAGCGAUGCACACGGCUCUCAAUAUCCACUUCUCAGCAUGCAACGGCGAAGGCCAUCUUUCCGCUACAUGUACCCAUGUCGAAUCUCCGAGAGUUCGCGUGGGACGGUGGUUCUCCGCUAUCCCAUGAUGAUGACGAAGAUGAAGAUAACCACACUGUUACUUUCCUCGAUCCAUCCACUGUCAGCUCCCCUUCAUACCGACUUACAUACCAUAUGGGUGCUGUAUCCAUGGAUUGGAAUGAUCAGAUGGUUUCAAAGCUGGUCACGUUGAAGCUUUACGACUUGGCUGGGCGACCUACCCGAAGGAUUUUACAACUUAUUCCCCGUUGCACCAGCUUGAAGCGUUUGCGAUGGGUUCAGCACCUUAGCGAAGAUGAACAGCAUACUGAGGCCCUCCCACCCUUCACGUCCACGUCCCUCGAAGUUCUUGACAUCGACCUCCCCGACAACAGUGAUGAAGAACGCAGUUUCAUCUGGAACAUGGACUUCCCUUCACUGAGAUACCUCUCCAUUGCCACUCGCUCCCUGAACACUCGGUGGGCAGACCGGGCCCUGGGGAGUGCGACGCGUUUUCCCCUUCUCAUAUCCCUCUGGCUGUCGGCGCACGCGUUCACACCGCCAACCAUGAUAACCUUCUUGCAUGCCCAUCCAAAUGUUGAGCAAUUCGGCUGUGGCAUCAAUCCUAACAUCGGUGGUUUACUAUCCCUCCUCGUCGAGCCGACAUUUGUUGUGCCACGAGAUUUCAAAUUGUCAAAUUUGAAGUUCAUCUACUUCCUCAGUUCGUCACAUUCUAGCAGCGUCUCCGCCUUGAGCGACUCCAUUCGCUCUCUCUUUCGAAGCCGUGCGGGGUACGCGAGUUCAAAAGAGAAUGGGAACGAACGCAAGCUGUUCAAGAUCCAACUCAAUGACGAAUCCUGGACAGAUCACUUGCCUGAAGACCUGGUGAAACUGAGGCAAGAAUAUGCCGGACAAGUUAUCUUGAGCAAUGGUGAUGAUUCUGUGCCAGAUCGGUUCCGGCCCGUAUAGAAACUUUCCCGCUGUCCCGCUGUUUAUGUGUUUUGUUCGCACAUCUGAUGUCUGCUCGGAUUCCUUAUUGCAUCUCCUAGGAUAUCGAGGAUGUAUUUCUAGUAGAAAUAAUUGUCCUUAUUUGAUCGGAAUCUGACACCCCGCCGAAUCAGCAACAUCAUAGCCAUAUUUACUGGGUGGGUUUCGUGGAG